This is a messenger RNA of Nilaparvata lugens (brown planthopper), 1317 nucleotides long. Its product is annotated as annexin B9. Gene Ontology annotation, cellular component: cytoplasm. NCBI's taxonomy places the organism in Eukaryota, Metazoa, Arthropoda, Insecta, Hemiptera, Delphacidae. Gene Ontology annotation, molecular function: calcium ion binding; calcium-dependent phospholipid binding. The record is from RefSeq and is a predicted model, not a curated record.
GCGCUAUUCGUUCAAUGAAAAGAGUUGAAUUGAUUUAUCACAGACGAGUUACAAGAGUGUCUUUCCAGUCUGAACCUAUCUAACGUUCAACAGUUCACAUUUUUUCUGUAUAAUUUGAAACAUACGACUAAGUUAUCUAUCCAUACCUAUAUCUCACUAUUGCUAAUUGUAAUAAUACUUUUUUGAGAAGCUAUGAAGUUAUCUGUGAUUAUAAUCACUUGUAUUCUAUCGUUCAACUAUGGAGAAUGUCGCCCCUCAACAGGGCCAUCCAUCAUAGCAUUACCAUUCAAUGCUGGAGAUGACGCUAAUGCAAUAAUAUCAGCGAUGGAGAAAUCAUCGUCAGACAAUAAGGAUAAAAUCGUCGAUAUUCUUAUGAGCAAAACAAUCUCACAGCGAUUGGAGAUAGGAGCAGCAUAUGAAAAUACCAAGAGUGAUCUAGUAAAGGAUUUCAAAAAAGACAUUGGAAAGUACUUUGAUGGAGGAAAGGACAGUGACAAAAAUAUGUUGGAAAUUUUGAAGACUACUCCUGAAUUCUUGGCCAGCAGGAUAAAUCGAUCUGUGAAGAAAGAUGGUUCUGAUGGUUACUUGUCAAUUAUAAUAACUAGUAGUUCCGAAAUGCUAAGAAAUGUUAGCAUCGCUUAUAAAAAAGAAUAUAACCAAGAGAUGGCUAUGGACAUUUCCAAACAUUUAGGCGAAACUGAUUUGGCUGGAUUUGUUUUUAAAUUGACUUCAUAUAACAUUGAUUUGCAACGAUCGGAUCAUGCCAAAGUAGAUGAUGAAUUAACGAAAAAACUUGUGAAUGUGAUGCCAAAUACAAAAAAUGAUUGUUCGGUGGAAAUUUCAAAAGAUUUCUAUGAAAUGAUGCAGAAAGAGAGCUUUGCCCAAAUCAAGGCGGUUGGAGAAUUAUUCCAGCAAAACUCCGGCAGCCUUGCCGUGGACACUAUCAAGAAAUAUUUGAACUUUUCCAUGGACCCUUUCAAAUACUUCGCACAUGAAAUGAAUGAAGAUAUAAAGGGAGAUAAUGAUGAUGAAGAUUCCGCUUGUCCAAGGAUUUUAAUUUCUAGGAGUGAGAUAGAUAUGGCUGAUAUCCGAACUGCCUACGAUGCAGCUUAUGAGAAUGGACUUGAAUGGGCUCUAAGGAAAUAUUACAAGAAGAGAGAACAAAUGAUUUUGACGGCAUUAGCUAAUGGAAACCAGCCUUAGCAAAAACAAAUACAUUUGAAGAUAAAAAAAAAGAUUAAUCCUUCUCUUCAAAGAAAAAUGUAACUUUUCAGAAUUCUGUAUUGUACACUAUCAAUAUAUAAACACCAAUCAAUC